Lecanosticta acicola is the source of this 939-nucleotide messenger RNA. NCBI's taxonomy places the organism in Eukaryota, Fungi, Ascomycota, Dothideomycetes, Mycosphaerellales, Mycosphaerellaceae. The record is from the annotation of a GenBank genome assembly.
AUGUCGCUCUUCUCCUUCUCUACGCCGCUCGAUAUUGAUAUCGUCCUCGACAGUACCGACGACAGACCGACUGUGGAUGUGAAGCUGGACAAGAACAGGCGGGAGAAAUGUCCACUGUAUUUGGAUGGAGAAACAGUGAAGGGCGCAGUGACGAUACGACCCAAAGAUGGGAAGCGACUGGAGCAUACGGGCAUCAAGGUGCAGUUCGUCGGCACCAUUGAAAUGUUCUUCGAUCGCGGCACACACCACGAGUUCCUCUCCCUACAGACCGAGCUAGCUGCACCCGGCGAGCUACAACACCCUGUCACGCUGCCAUUCUCCUUCAAAAACGUCGAGAAGCCUUACGAAUCAUAUCACGGGAUCAACGUCAAGCUACGCUACUUCCUCCGCGUCACCGUAUCAAGGCGAAUGGCAGAUGUUGUGCGCGAAAAGGAUCUCUGGGUAUACUCUUACCGACAGCCACCGGAGACCAACAGCGUGAUCAAGAUGGAUGUGGGCAUUGAAGACUGUCUGCACAUAGAGUUCGAGUACAGCAAGAGCAAGUACCAUCUGAAAGAUGUGAUUGUAGGCCGUAUCUACUUCUUGCUGGUACGGUUGAAGAUCCGGCAUAUGGAGCUCUCGAUAAUACGGAGAGAAACAACCGGCGUACCGCCAAAUCAAUACAAUGAAUCGGAGACUUUGGUCCGGUUCGAAAUCAUGGACGGCUCACCCUCUCGCGGCGAGACCAUUCCAAUUCGACUCUUCCUAGGCGGCUUCGACCUCACCCCGACCUUCCGCGACGUCAACAAGAAGUUCAGCACAAGAUACUACCUCUCGCUCGUCCUCAUCGACGAGGAUGCGAGACGCUACUUCAAGCAAAGCGAGAUCGUCCUCUUCCGACAAGCACCGGAAAAUAGCGAGCUCGCGCAGCGGCAGGCCAAAGAGAUCCAAGCCAGCUAG